This is a messenger RNA of Phlebotomus papatasi, 788 nucleotides long. RefSeq lists its product as uncharacterized. The record is from RefSeq and is a predicted model, not a curated record. The coding region runs from base 93 to 752 and encodes 219 amino acids. The transcript has a single exon. NCBI's taxonomy places the organism in Eukaryota, Metazoa, Arthropoda, Insecta, Diptera, Psychodidae.
UUGUCGGCUGUCAUUUUCAAUAUUGUUUGUUGUUUUUUUUUUGUGUUCAUUCUCUGUGCAAUUGUUGAGGAAUAUCUGUGGAGGUGUUUGGAAUGGAAAUCUGUGCCUCAGCCUACCUGGCAUCCAUCAAUGGGAUGGCAAGCCGGAUAGCUGCUGAUGCUGAGGCAAUUGUUGCAUCAUUUGAACAUUUGUGGAAUACAAUGGAACCCCUCGAAAAGGCAUCAACCCUCACAGAUGCCAUCAUUGAACCCGAGGUGGCGCUACGGUAUCUCCGUGGUGUUUCAGAGUCAUCUGUCGGGGCACCGCGUGAACCAUCCAGUGACAGUCGAGAUGAACAUGGAGCCCCAUUCCUUUGGCAUACACGAAGUCAAUUGGAUUUGGUGGAUUUGUCCAAGGCUGUUCCAUGUGGUGCUCUCCUUCAGGCGGCCACCACAAAACAUCAAUCACCACCACAGAGACAUCCUGCAUCAUCAGGACACGAUCCAACACCAAAAAUCUCAAAACCACGUGCUCCACCACCUCCGCCCCCAACGCGUCCCACCCCACCAACUCAUUCACCACCCACUUCAACCUCCCACGCAAUUGUCAUCUCUGGCAGCCAGGUGAAUUCGGACACGGAAAUCCUCGUGAUGCCCGAUGACGAUGACGAGGAAGUGGACGAUAGACUUCCGGGACACAGUCCGGCCACUGAAGAGAAAUCUCUCCUCUGUGAAUACUCCAAAUCUGACUAUGAUUUUCUCAAUAAUUGGUGAAAUAUUUUCUAUUUCAAUAAAUAUUCUCACUCCAUA